AGGCUCCUUCUCUCCUCUCGGAUUUGGCGGGAAGAAAAAGAAAAGAAAAGGAGGGGUUGUCUGAAAUCUCUCAGAGUGGAUCAUGUUUUCUCUUUUGUCAACAGGACUCCGUUCUUCUUACAUGGAUUACUGAUUUAUCUGGAUUUCAUCUUCAACAUUUGACCCGAUCCUGGACUGUGACGUUCUUCAUAGAUCAUCUGACUUUCAGAACAGUCUACAAGAAAAGAUCUGCAUCCAAACAAACCGAACAACUAAAAUCAGUAACGAUGGAGUUUGUGAAAGAGGAGAGUGAGAUCAUGAGUGAUCCAGAAGUCUCCAGAAUUAAACAUGAAGAUACUGAGGAACUAAUAGACCUGAUGGAAGUGAAGGAGGAAAGUCAAGAGCUGGAAAUACUUUCACAGACUGAAAACAAGUUCAUACAGAAAAAUACUGACAGAGCAGAAGCCAAAAAGUCUUUCACCUGCAGUCAGUGUGAAAAGAGUUUCACACAUAAAGAAGCUCUUAAGAGCCACAUGAGAAUGCACACUGGAGAAAAACCUUUUGCAUGUUAUGAGUGUGGAAAGAGUUGCACACGUAAAAAAGACUUUAAUCGCCACAUGAGAAUUCAUACUGGAGACAAACCGUACACCUGUGAUCAGUGUGGAAAGAGUUUCACACGUAAAGAUAGCUUUAAGAUGCACAUAAGAAUUCACGCUGAAAAGAAGCCAUACACAUGUGAUCAGUGUGGAAAGAGUUUUGCACAAAAACAAUCCCUUACGUUUCACAUGAGAAUCCACACUGGAGAGAAGCCGCACACAUGUGAUCAGUGUGGAAAGAGUUUCACACAAAAACAAACCCUUACGUUUCACAUGAGUGUUCACACUGGAGAGAAGCUGUACACAUGUGAUAAGUGUGGAAAGAGUUUCACACGUAAAGAAAGCUUUAAGACGCACAUAAGAAUUCAUACUGGAGAGAAACCCCACACGUGUGAUCAGUGUGGAAAGAAUUUCACAUGUAAAGCAGUCCUUAAGAAACACAUAAUAAUUCACGCUGAAAAGAAGCCGUACACAUGUGAUAAAUGUGGAAAGAGUUUUGCACAAAAAGUAGGACUCGAUGGACACAUGAGAAUCCACACUGGAGAGAAGCCGUUCACAUGUGAUCAGUGUGGAAAGAGUUUCACAUGUAAAGAAAGCUUUAAGAUGCACAUAAGAAUUCAUACUGGAGAGAAACCCCACACGUGUGAUCAGUGUGGAAAGAGUUUCACAUGUAAAGCAGUCCUUAAGAAACACAUAAUAAUUCACGCUGAAAAGAAGCCCUACACAUGUGAUAAAUGUGGAAAGAGUUUUGCACAAAAAGUAGGACUCGAUGGACACAUGAGAAUCCACACUGGAGAGAAGCCGUUCACAUGUGAUCUGUGUGGAAAGAGUUUCACACGUAAAGAAAGCUUUAAGAUGCACAUAAGAAUUCAUACUGGAGAGAAACCCCACACAUGCGAUCAGUGUGGAAAGAGUUUCACAUGUAAAAAAAUCCUUAAGAACCACAUAAUAAUUCAUGCUGAAAAGAAACCAUACACAUGUGAUCAGUGUGGAAAUAGUUUUGGACAAAAAGUAGCACUUGAUGGACACAUGAGAAUUCACACUGGAGAGAAGCCGUACACGUGUGAUCAGUGUGGAAAGAGUUUUGCACAAAAAGUAGCACUCGAUGGACACAUGAGAAUCCACACUGGAGAGAAACCGUACACAUGUGAUCAGUGUGGAAAGAGUUUCACAUGGUCAAAAUGUCUCCGUGAUCAUUUGCUCUCUCACACUGGAGAAAGACCAUUUAACUGCGAUCAGUGUGGUAAAUAUUUUAGAGUGGAAUCAGCCCUGAAGCAACACAUGAAAGUUCAUACAAAGGAGAAGCCAUAUGUGUGUUCUGAUUGUGGAAAGAGUUUUGCACGAGUGGACCGUUUGAAACAGCACCAGAAAACACACACCGGUGUGAAAGACCAUGUGUGCUUUCAGUGUGAAAAGACUUUUACCACAGCUGGUAGAUUGAAAGAGCACCAGAGAAUUCACACUGGAGAAAAACCUUACAAGUGUUCACACUGUGACAAGAGAUUCACUCUGUCGUCUUACCUGAAAAGACAUGAGAAGAUCCACACUAGAGAGAAACCGCACCACUGCCCUCCAUGUGGGAAGAGUUUCAUCCAAUCAAGUCAUCUACAGAGUCAUAUGAAAAAGCUUCAUCCACAGUUCUCAGGGUGAACACUUGUUCAUCAUGUGGAUUUAAAUCAGGUUUUUGUUCUUGCCAGUAUUUCUACUGUAUGAAUUGUUCAAGCUGUGACAUGUAAUUUAAUGUGUUGUGUUGUUUCAUUUAUUCCUUUAAUGUGUUGUAUAGAGUGUGCUGCUGAUUCUACAUGAAAUUAUGAGAAAUGAAAUAUUCUGCAAAAUCUAGUUUUAACUUUUUCAGAUGUUUUUCAAUGCAGUUAAUUUGUUAAAACAUUGUGUAAUGUUUGUAUUAUGUGUAUAAUGUGUAGACUCAAAGGUACACUAAUUAAAAUGUUCCACAUUAAAAACAGUUUUAGUACUUUUGGAUGUUGCAUUUGCAUGUGUGGGGUUAAAGACAAUAUGAGAAGAAAAAAAAUUCCAAAUGUUAGUAAAGAAAACGCUGCUGUCACAAAAUAGUUCAGACGAGUACAUGCUGUCACUUUAUUUUAAGAGGUAAAUAUUCAUGAUUUAAAUGUUUUGUAGUUUAGUUAUUAACAGUAUGGGGAACAUCGUUUGAUAUAAAGGCCUGUUAGAUUUGUUUCAUGUGGGAUAAAUAAAAGUCUUGAUGAUGUUUCAGUCACUGUCUGUUCAUCACCAGCAGGUGUCGCUGUUCACGCACUUUUUAAUUUAUCAUUCACGACAAUGAAUGAAUACAAGCGUCCUGCUGACUGUAU
This is a messenger RNA of Myxocyprinus asiaticus (Chinese sucker), 2902 nucleotides long. Its product is annotated as gastrula zinc finger protein XlCGF26.1-like. Gene Ontology annotation, biological process: regulation of transcription by RNA polymerase II. The record is from RefSeq and is a predicted model, not a curated record. NCBI's taxonomy places the organism in Eukaryota, Metazoa, Chordata, Actinopteri, Cypriniformes, Catostomidae. Gene Ontology annotation, molecular function: RNA polymerase II cis-regulatory region sequence-specific DNA binding; DNA-binding transcription factor activity. The coding region runs from base 267 to 2225 and encodes 652 amino acids. The transcript has 4 exons.